UCCGGCUGUCCGCUAUGCGCAGCUUUCGCAGAAGACUACGAACAAACACUCGGUGGCGGCUCCGCCCUCGUCUCCUGACACCUCUUCUCUGUCCUGGGAUGAGCCUUGGCGAGCGCGUAUCGGGCCGUUCAGGCUUAUGAGGAUGCUUGGCAAAGGCAGGUUCACUAAGACAUACUCGGCGCUGGACCACGCAUCGAAGCGAGUCAUCUGCGCACGUAUUGCGAGGAAGAGCAGGCUGCUGCAGGAUGAGAGGCUUCGGAUGGGUUUGAUCGUCGAGAAGCGGGUGUACGAGACAAUCGCGGCGGCCAGCGCGAAGGAUCGUGCGCAUCUCAUGGAGCUCUUUGGCGUGGUGCAGGACGAAGAGAGCAUCACGUUUCUAAUGCCUUUGAUGGACUGCGACCUCAUCGUCAUGUUGAAUGCCAUGUCAGAGGAGCACGAGGAAGUGGUUCGGACAUUCGCUCGGCGCUGGGUGGCACAGCUGGCACUCGGAAUAGACGCCCUUCACCGGAUGGGGAUCAUCCAUCGCGACCUGAAGCCCGAAAAUAUCCUCGUCUCAGCGUCGAAGUUGGCAGUGCGCAUCGCCGACUUCAACACGGCGUACAUGGAUCAUGCGCCUCUCGAUGAUGACGUCGUGUACUCGUGCGACAAGCUCGGGAGCGAACCGUACAUGGCUUGGGAGGUUGACGAGGGACGCCAUUACGGAAAGAUGGUCGACUGGUGGGCGUUGGGAUGCAUCAUGUUCGAUAUGCUGACGAACUCGGUCUUGUUCGAAGGGCAUGAUGCCAGGCGUGAAUACGCCAGAUGGGACGACAAAUGGGAGGGAACCUCGUACGUGGCGUCUGCCGGCAAGGACAAGCUCUCGGGUGCAGAGGUGGACUUGAUAUAUGGACUCGUCGAUCUGGACCCCCUGAAGCGUUUUCAGCUCCGCAACCUGCGCUAUCACAACUUUUUCUUGAACGAAAAGAAGUGCGUCAACGUCUUCGACGUGCUCCUUCGCGAACCCGCCGCGGACUCGGACCUCCUGACCUACACUUCCGCGUCAGAGCCGCUCGAGGUGGACGGCAGCCUGAAGGACGAGCCGCUCCUGCAAGCUGCCUGCCCCGGAGAACGCCGCUCGGUCCAGGCCCAGGCCCAGGCCCACGUCCCCGCGCAGAGGACUCAUCGACACCCGGAUUCCGAUGCGUUCGAGCACGGCUACCGUGUCCCCGCCGAGUCCGGCGACCUCUUUGCUGAGCUCGACUGGAUCCACCCGCGGGGCCUCUGGUAGCGUUAGAAGCCGCAUCUGAGUGGGAGGAUUUCUCGUAUGUAUUCGUGGUGUUCUCGACCUGGUUUGGGGGACGCUGGGGCGUUGACUCGCCCGAUAGAGGUAUUCGUCUGUCUCGCUGACACUGUAUCACUAGCAUCUCUCGUCUCUGUAUCGCCCUCAGGCUUGCUAUCUAUAAUGAGUAUCAUCCGCAUCCACCCGCCCUGUGUAUGCCUCUGCUCCCGCGACGGACUCCAGACGCAGCUCUCGUCAUAUGCGGCUAGCUCAACGUCCACGUCGACGGCCGGCGCCGCACAUGCGCCGCAGAGCGACUUCCUAUGCGGGGCCCCGGAACUGAUGGAAAGCGGUGAGCGUAUCUGAAAGAGAAAGAGACCAGAGGGAGAAAGGCAAUCAGGACGCGUCGACGGGCCGCCCAGUCGAUUUGCGUGGCGCUGACGCGUCGGUAGCCGGCUUCUUGAGCUACAUAGAAUCUGUCCGACGUGCCGCCGCCCUAGUUCCCUGGGGAGCCUGAGCCCGCUCAGCCAACACGUGGGCAGGCACGG
Molecule: messenger RNA, 1806 nt
Organism: Dichomitus squalens LYAD-421 SS1
Lineage: Eukaryota; Fungi; Basidiomycota; Agaricomycetes; Polyporales; Polyporaceae
Product: kinase-like protein
Exons: 7
Coding region: 260-1267 (335 amino acids)
Biological process (GO): peptidyl-serine phosphorylation; intracellular signal transduction
Molecular function (GO): ATP binding; protein serine/threonine kinase activity
Source: RefSeq, a predicted model, not a curated record